AAAGCGCGUGUGUUUGUUGCAAAAGUGCAAAAUCUCAAAAUCUCUAGUCUAAGUCCUCACUCUCUCUCUUUCAUCAUGGCCACGCAACCUAGUUGUUGUUCUCGUCGUCGUCGUCGUUGUUGUUGUUGUUGUUAAGUUUUUGUUUUUUGAAUUGAUUGAGUGUUGUGUUCCCCACAAAAAAUUGAGUUUCCUAAUCAGCGAAAAACCAGCAAAUACAGCCAGCUCCAGAGAGAGAGAGGGACAGAGAGAGAAAGAGAGCGUAGCGGAGAGCGGAGCCGGACUUAGUCAGCGGGGCCAGCGCGCCUAAUUGCUGCAGCUAUUCCCAACUGCAUGGCAAUUUAUGAUAAAUUUUGCACAAGGCUAUUUGGCAAAAAUAAUACGAACGGCAAUAAAUCCCCCACCACUCCUCCCCCCUACAAGGCAGCCAGGAGCAGGAUGCGCUGCUUGAAUGAUUGACCGGUUACAGAUACGUCGCUUGGGUGCAGCUGCGCGAAAUAAACGCACGGGAGGCGGAGGCGGCAGCGGAGUGAGUGGCGGCAGCUUUCACUCGGUUAGCGGCAUUACAACGCCCGCGACGGCCAGCACCAGCUCCUCCAGCGGCAACAGCUUGACACCGCAGCAGCAGCAGCAGCAACAGCAGCAGCAGCAUCCGAAGGAAGAGCAGCAUACACACACGCACGCACACACACAUCGACAUCAGCAUACACAUCAGCAUCAUUUGCGUAGCUCGCAGCAGCAUCAGCAUCCAUUUACGCAUUUUAGCUUUAACCCAUCGCCGGGCAGCAGUCCUGGCAACGGUUUGGGUCAAGAUGCGACUAGCGCACUUAACAGUCCCACGACCAUUGUGAACUCGGGCAGCGGCAGUAGCACUGCCUACGGUAUGCAACAGCAACCACAACAACAACAACAGCAACAACAACAACAACAACAACAGCAGCAACAACAAUCACAACAGCAAUCGCAGCAGCAACAAUCGCAGCUAGCAGCAUCGUGCAGCACAGGACAGGGCACAGGCUCCGGUAGUAAUAAUGCCCAUAACAAUGGCUCAAGUAGCGCGGGCAAUGCUCCUGCCGCUGGCGGCGGUGGCGGCCUCAACCUGCUGGGCGGGAUUGGAGGCUUGGGCGGCGGCGCUGCAGCGGCCGGCAUGGGCAUUUGUGGCGGCAUCAGCAGCACAGUGGGCAGCGCUGCAAUCACAGGCGUGCCACCAAUUGGUCUGGGCAUUGCCACCGGCAUCGGCAAUAAGAUUAUGCUGGGACGCAAGCAGAGCCUCAAGGGCGGCGAGCCAUUCCUGGCCGACUACGGGCCCGAGGAGUCGCUCAACGAGAGCGCCGACAUUGAGUGGGUGAACAAGCUAUGGGUGCGUCGCUUGAUGCGUCUUUGUGCUCUGGUCUCGCUGGCCUCCGUAUCGCUAAACACGCCCAAGACCUUUGAGCGACAUCCAUCGCUGCAGUAUAUCACUUUUGUCUCCGAUACGGCGGUCACCGUGCUCUUUACGGCGGAAAUGAUUGCCAAAAUGCACAUACGCGGCGUUUUGCAUGGCGAGGUGCCUUAUCUAAAGGACCAUUGGUGUCAGUUUGAUGCCUCCAUGGUCAGCUUUCUGUGGGUCUCAAUUAUACUGCAGAUAUUCGAGGUGCUUGAAAUAGUGCCCAAAUUUUCCUAUUUAUCAAUUAUGCGUGCUCCGCGUCCUUUGAUCAUGAUACGUUUUCUUCGCGUUUUUCUAAAAUUCAGCAUGCCCAAAAGUCGCAUCAAUCAGAUUUUCAAACGCUCAAGUCAACAAAUCUACAAUGUAACGUUAUUCUUUUUGUUCUUUAUGUCGCUUUAUGGUUUGCUCGGUGUGCAAUUCUUUGGCGAACUGAAGAAUCAUUGCGUGAUGAAUAAUACUAUAUAUGAUAUGCUGGGCAGGCCUCAGCUCACGAUUAACUCGCUUGCCAUACCGGACACCUUCUGCUCGAUGGAUCCCGACUCUGGCUAUCAGUGCUCGCCUGGAAUGCGCUGCAUGAAAAUGGACUUCCUGAGCAGCUAUGUGAUUGGCUUCAAUGGCUUUGAGGAUAUUGCGACGAGCAUAUUUACGGUGUAUCAGGCUGCCUCGCAGGAGGGUUGGGUGUUUAUCAUGUAUCGCGCAAUUGAUUCGUUGCCCGCUUGGCGUGCCGCCUUCUACUUCAGCACCAUGAUCUUCUUCCUGGCAUGGCUGGUGAAAAACGUUUUCAUUGCGGUCAUCACCGAGACGUUCAACGAAAUACGCGUGCAGUUCCAGCAAAUGUGGGGCGCACGUGGGCAUAUACAGAAGACGGCCGCAUCGCAGAUACUCAGCGGCAAUGAUUCCGGCUGGCGUCUGGUUACGAUCGAUGAUAAUAAGCACGGCGGACUGGCGCCGGAGACAUGUCAUGCCAUCUUGCGAUCGCCGUACUUUCGCAUGCUGGUGAUGACGGUGAUAUUGGCCAAUGGAAUUGUUACUGCCACAAUGGCGUUUAAGCAUGAUGGUCGGCCACGGCAUGUGUUCUAUGAGCGCUACUAUUAUAUUGAGGUGGUGUUCACCUGUCUGCUAGAUCUGGAGACAUUGUUUAAGAUCUAUUGCUUGGGCUGGCGUGGCUACUAUAAGCACUCCAUACACAAGUUUGAGCUGCUGCUGGCCGUGGGCACCACUUUGCAUAUUGUGCCGAUGUUCUAUUUGUCAGGGCUGACGUAUUUUCAGGUGCUGCGCGUGGUGCGUCUUAUUAAGGCCUCGCCCAUGCUGGAGGGCUUUGUCUACAAAAUCUUUGGUCCGGGCAAAAAGCUGGGCUCGCUUAUUAUCUUCACCAUGUGCUUGCUUAUCAUCAGCUCGAGCAUAUCCAUGCAGCUGUUUUGCUUUCUCUGCGAUUUCACGAAGUUCGAAUCAUUUCCGGAGGCUUUCAUGAGCAUGUUCCAGAUUCUUACGCAAGAGGCGUGGGUCGAGGUUAUGGACGAAACCAUGAUACGCACUAGCAAAACUUUAACUCCGCUGGUUGCUGUUUAUUUUAUACUUUACCAUCUGUUUGUCACACUCAUUGUGCUCAGUCUUUUCGUGGCGGUCAUUUUGGAUAAUUUGGAGUUGGACGAGGACAUCAAGAAGCUCAAGCAGCUCAAGUUUCGUGAGCAGAGCGCUGAGAUCAAGGAGACGCUGCCCUUUCGUCUGCGCAUCUUUGAAAAGUUUCCAGACUCGCCACAGAUGACAAUUCUACAUCGCAUACCAAAUGAUUUUAUGCUGCCGAAAGUGCGUGAAAGUUUCAUGAAACAUUUUGUCAUCGAGCUCGAGACGGACGAUCCAUCGCUGGUCGAGAACUGCAAGCGUCCCAUGUCCGAGUGCUGGGAGUCCAAUGUGGUAUUUCGCAAGCAGAAGCCUGUGCGCAUUAUGAACAAAACCGCCAAGGUGCGUGCGGCGGGCAGCAGUCUACGCAAGCUGGCCAUCACACAUAUCAUCAACGACAGCAACAAUCAGCGUCUCAUGCUCGGCGACUCCGCCAUGUUGCCUGUGGUGGGCACCAAGGGCGGCGGCGGUGGUCUCAAGUCUCAGGGCACCAUCACCCACUCGAAGCCCUGGCGCGUGGAUCAGAAAAAAUUCGGCUCACGCUCCAUUCGUCGCAGCGUGCGUUCCGGUUCCAUCAAGCUGAAGCAGACCUACGAGCAUCUGAUGGAGAAUGGCGAUAUUGCUGCCGCGCCACGUGCCAAUUCCGGACGUGCUAGACCACAUGAUCUGGACAUCAAGCUGCUGCAGGCGAAGCGCCAGCAGGCAGAGAUGCGACGCAAUCAGCGUGAGGAGGAUCUGCGCGAGAAUCAUCCGUUCUUCGAUACGCCGCUGUUUCUGGUGCCGCGCGAGAGUCGCUUCCGCAAGAUCUGCCAAAAGAUUGUCCACGCCCGCUACGAUGCCAGGCUCAAGGAUCCACUUACCGGCAAGGAGCGCAAAGUGCAGUACAAAAGCUUGCACAAUUUUCUGGGUCUGGUGACAUACUUGGAUUGGGUGAUGAUCUUUGCCACUACGCUCUCCUGCAUAUCGAUGAUGUUCGAGACGCCCAGCUAUCGUCUAAUGGAUCAUCCGACGCUGCAGAUUGCCGAAUACGGUUUCGUUAUAUUCAUGAGUCUCGAGCUGGCGCUAAAAAUACUUGCCGACGGCUUAUUUUUCACACCCAAGGCUUACAUCAAGGAUGUGGCCGCGGCUCUCGAUGUGUUCAUCUAUGUGGUAUCCACUUCGUUUCUUUGCUGGAUGCCACACAACAUACCCACAAACUCAGGGGCACAGCUCUUGAUGAUUUUGCGCUGUGUGCGGCCGCUGCGAAUCUUUACUUUGGUGCCGCAUAUGCGCAAGGUGGUCUACGAGCUGUGCAGGGGCUUCAAGGAGAUACUUUUGGUAUCGACGCUGCUCAUACUGCUCAUGUUCAUAUUCGCCAGCUACGGCGUGCAGCUGUACGGCGGUCGUCUGGCGCGCUGCAAUGAUCCAACGAUAAUGCGACGCGAGGAUUGCGUCGGCGUUUUUAUGCGGCGCGUGUUUGUGACCAAAAUGAAGCUGACACCGGGGCCGGAUGAAUCGUAUCCGGCAAUGCUGGUGCCGCGUGUCUGGGCUAACCCGCGUCGCUUCAACUUUGACAAUAUUGGGGAUGCCAUGCUGACGCUGUUCGAGGUGCUCAGCUUCAAGGGCUGGCUGGAUGUGCGCGAUGUGCUGAUCAAGGCCGUCGGACCGAUUCAUGCCAUUUAUAUACACAUCUAUAUCUUCUUGGGCUGCAUGAUUGGCCUAACUCUGUUCGUGGGCGUCGUCAUUGCCAACUAUUCGGAGAACAAGGGCACUGCCCUGCUGACCGUGGAUCAGCGCCGCUGGUGUGAUCUUAAAAAGCGACUCAAAAUCGCUCAGCCGCUACAUUUGCCACCGCGUCCCGAUGGACGCAAGAUUCGUGCCUUCACCUACGACAUAACACAGCAUAUUAUAUUCAAACGCGUCAUUGCUGUUGUCGUUCUCAUCAACAGCAUGCUGCUAUCGAUUACAUGGAUCAAAGGAGAGGUGCAUACGGAGCGUUUGGUUAUUGUUAGCGCCGUGCUUACCUUUGUCUUUGUCGUCGAGGUGGUCAUGAAGAAUAUUGCCUUCACUCCGCGCGGCUACUGGCAGUCCAGACGCAAUCGCUAUGAUCUGCUUGUCACCGUCGCAGGCGUUAUAUGGAUCAUAUUGCAAACCAUACUCAGGAACGAUUUAUCUUACUUUUUUGGUUUUAUGGUGGUUAUAUUGCGCUUUUUUACCAUAACCGGUAAGCAUACCACACUCAAGAUGCUGAUGUUGACGGUGGGCGUGUCUGUGUGUAAAUCCUUCUUCAUUAUAUUUGGAAUGUUUUUGUUGGUAUUCUUCUAUGCGCUGGCUGGAACGAUACUCUUUGGUACUGUCAAAUACGGCGAGGGCAUUGGCAGGCGUGCAAACUUUGGCUCACCAGUCACUGGUGUGGCCAUGCUGUUUCGCAUUGUGACUGGCGAGGAUUGGAAUAAGAUAAUGCAUGAUUGCAUGGUUCAGCCGCCGUAUUGCACGCUGGGUGGAAAUUACUGGGAAACGGAUUGCGGCAACUUUACAGCGAGCUUAAUUUACUUUUGCACAUUUUAUGUUAUAAUUACAUAUAUUGUGCUCAAUCUAUUAGUGGCUAUUAUCAUGGAGAACUUUUCGCUGUUUUAUUCAAAUGAAGAGGACGCGCUGCUUUCCUAUGCGGAUAUACGCAAUUUUCAAAAUACCUGGAAUAUUGUUGAUAUACAUCAGCGUGGUGUUAUACCCGUGCGUCGAGUUAAGUUUAUAUUGCGUUUACUCAAGGGUCGACUCGAGUGUGAUCCCCAAAAGGAUCGCCUGCUGUUCAAAUACAUGUGCUAUGAGCUGGAUAAGCUGCACAAUGGCGAGGAUGUUACCUUUCAUGAUGUGAUUAACAUGUUGUCUUAUCGCUCUGUGGAUAUACGCAAAGCAUUGCAACUGGAGGAGUUGCUGGCGCGUGAGGAGUUCGAGUACCUGGUGGAGGAGGAGGUGGCUAAAAUGACAAUACGCACCUGGCUGGAGGGCUGUCUAAAGAAAAUACGCGCACAAAAUGCUAGCAAGCAGCAAAAUUCGUUGAUUGCUGGACUGCGUGCUACCAAUGAGCAACCUGUGAUGCGUCCCAAUCUGCAGGAGGAUAAAGCAGCUAGCGCCGGUUUGGACAAAUCCGCGAUAAGCACCAUCAGUGGCGCUGUAGCCGGCACCUGUCCGCCCACCAGCGAUGCCUUUUCGCCCACCUUCAGUUCCACGGAAAACGAUGAGAAGGAUGCCAGCAGCAGCGCCGUAGUGCUGCCCCAUUCGGAGGCCCAUGCCACAUCGUCGACGACGACGGCAACAGCAGCUGCCAGCACAACGCAACGUCAUGUAAUAGGCGUGGGCAAGCGAGCGUAUGCAUUGAAUCGCAGCGACUCGACGGGCAGCUCGGCGGGACGCAAAUUCCUGGCGCCCACCUCCAGUGAUCCGCAGCAGCGCAGCACACUGAGCGACAAGGAGCGGCUGCAUAUAAGCAAUCAGCAGCGCAAAAAGAAUUCGAUGACAACGCUGCCGCAUUGUUCGCAGCUGGGCCAGCUGGGCAAGCAGCGCGACGCGAAGUCUGGCGGCAAUUUCUUUGGCGAAAUGGGUCAAUUUCAUUAUCCGACAAUUAAUGCAAGCGCUGCGCAUAGCUUUGGCGCCUCCGAACAUCAGCAGCAGCAGCAGAUGCAGCAUCAUCAUCAUCAUGGUCAUCAUGGCGCUUUGGGCAGUCCGUCAGCAAUGAUGAGUCAACUCAUUGGCGGCACCGGCAAGCUGCUGCCUUUCAAUAAUCAGGCGAACGCUGUGUACGAGGUGCAUGACUGGUGGCAGGAGCAGGUGUUGUGCACACAGACCAGCGACGAUGAGGUUUAAUUUCUACGCUUAAAGACACACACACACGGACACAAGCAUACAGACACAGAUACACACACACACACAUACAUAUACAUACAAACAUAGCUAUAAAAGUCUACAGCCAUUGCCAUUGCCAUUGCCACAGCAUCUGAUGAGGAUCGCUUAGUGCAUUCAUGAAAGUCUAAUUAAAAAGCAAAUAUAUAUAUAUAUAUAUACAAUACCUAUAUACAUAUGUAUAUAUUGAACUCUUUGCGCUUAGCGUUCGUGAUGAUAGAGCAGUCGACUUUGACUUGCGCACAAUAAGAAAUUGAUAUAGCGAAGAGCAAUUGAUUAUUAAACAUUUCCUUAACAGCAGAACCAAAUAAUAAUGUUUACUAAUUGAACAAUUAAUAUACUUAUACUUAACUUAAUGAUACGGAAGCUAUUUCUGUGACAAUUUCAAAAUAAAGUUGACUGACAGAUAAGAUUAUUUACUUUAUAUACUUACUUAAUAUUAUUAUGUUUAUGCUAAGACAUAACAUCUAAGUCGUAAAACUAACACCAAUAAUUACAAUUUUUAAAAGCUUAAGCAACAGCAACAGUAACAACAAUAGUUAAAACUUCCACUUGCACCUUACACAAUGUCAAUGUAAAUACUAUUGUUAACUCUUAAUAAUCACAAUCAUUUGACUGGCAAAUAGUCAAAAAGUCAAUUUCGUAAGAGAAACAGUUAGCAAAUUCGAUAAGCUGCAGUGCAAAGAGUUCAAUAUAGAUUAGAGUGUACCUGAUUUUCAACGAAUCCUAACAAUAGUUAAAUUAGCAAUCAACAUUAAUCAUAGCUAAACAUUUUCUUAACCUACAGCCCAUGUCGAUUGAUUUAUCGGCCAUAGAAAUUUUUCAAUGACUGCCUUAGCACAAGUAGAAAAUAAAAUGUUCAACAAAAAUUGUG
This is a messenger RNA of Drosophila busckii, 7796 nucleotides long. It is a transcript of the gene na, whose product is annotated as sodium leak channel non-selective protein. The record is from RefSeq and is a predicted model, not a curated record. The transcript is spliced from 16 exons. Lineage: Eukaryota; Metazoa; Arthropoda; Insecta; Diptera; Drosophilidae. Bases 449 to 6886 code for a protein of 2145 amino acids. Gene Ontology annotation, cellular component: membrane. Gene Ontology annotation, molecular function: monoatomic cation channel activity. Gene Ontology annotation, biological process: monoatomic ion transport; transmembrane transport.